AUGAUUAUAUAAUUUUAAUCAUUUGUUUUUUUUCUCUAUAACAGGGUUCCCGCGGGGUCUUAAAAAGCCUUAAAAGCAUUGAAUUUAUUAAUUUGGAAAUAAUACCUUAAAAAGACUUUAAAAAGUCUUGAAUUUUGAUGUCUGGGUCUUAAAAAUUGUGUUGUAUGCAACUUCUCCGUAUUGUAAUUUUCCUCAAAAGUUUCAUUUGUUAACCACGAUUAUUUUGAUUAAAUGACGUAGUAUAAAUAAAGAGUGGCGGAACCAAUAAUUGAGAACGCAACGCAGCCCCGGGUUCACAGUACAAAAUACUGCGAACACGUAAUACUGAGAAGCGCGAAAAAUCAAAGAAAAUCUCAGCGUUCCACAGGAAAGGUUGACUGACGCCGUUAUAUUUUUAACGUUUGUUUUUACGUUAGCUAGCUACCAAUUUCAUUCUGAGGUUAUGGGGAAAUGUAAAUUUAAUGAAGCGUGGCUGGAUAAAAACUCUUUUCGUCGUUGGUUGAAACCAGUGCACAACAACGUUUUUGAGGCUUUUUGCGCCAUAUGCAAAAAAAGGAUUCAGCUAGGUACAAUGGGAAUGAAGGCAUUAGAGUCUCAUGCCAAGUCGUCCAAGCACAUGAACGCUCUCAAUGGACAAAAACAAACUCCUUCCAUCGCCUGCGUGUUUCAACCAACUAAUGUUAGCCAGCUAGCUGCUAAUAUGUCUGAAGCGGCAGCAGGAGCUAAUGUUAGCCAGCUUGCUGCUAGCGCUGCAGACCCUCCAGCUAUGACCGCAACUAGAGUGGAUCUGCGCACAGCUUUUGGGUCCACACCAACAAUGAAAGCCGAGGUGUUGUGGACUCUAAACACAAUCGCGAAACACCAGUCCUACAAUGGAAAUGAGGGUAUCUCAGAGCUUUUCAAGUGCAUGUUCCCUGACUCCGACAUCGCGAAAACGUUUACUUGCGGUCCCGACAAAACAGCUUACAUAGCCAAGUUUGGUUUAGCUAUUCACAUCAAAGAAGAACUGGUGUCCAAAGUCAACAAAUCGCCGUUCGUUCUGAUGUUUGAUGAGAGUCUCAACGAGACAACGAAAACCAAACAGCUGGAUGUGCAUGUCCGCUUCUGGAACGAGGGACAGGUUCAGUCCAGAUAUCUGGGCUCUCAGUUUAUGGGACAUUCCACUGCACAAGACCUGCUGUCGCAUCUCAAAGAAUGUAUGGACAGACUGAACCUCAGGGACUUGGUGUCCAUCUCAAUGGAGGGGCCCAGUGUGAAUUGGAAACUCUUCGACCUUUUCCAGAAAGAUCACGCUGAGCAGUAUGGAGGUGCUCAGCUCAUUUGUGUGGGGAGCUGUGGCCUACACACGCUACACAACGCAUUCAAGUGUGGGUUCACCGCAUGGCAGCUGGACAAGUUGCUGAAAGCAAUGCACACAUUGUUAGUGAAUAGUCUACUCAGACGCUUCAUAAAGAGAGAAGUCCUCCAUGAUAUCACUGCCCUGCAGCUGACCAAAUUGGAUGUCACAGACAAGACCAUCUGGCUCAGCCCACAAGACAUCAGCAUUGGUCUAGGUGCAGAGACAGUCCUUAAGGUAGUGUGA
This is a messenger RNA of Megalobrama amblycephala (Wuchang bream), 1582 nucleotides long. RefSeq lists its product as uncharacterized. The transcript is spliced from 4 exons. The record is from RefSeq and is a predicted model, not a curated record. NCBI's taxonomy places the organism in Eukaryota, Metazoa, Chordata, Actinopteri, Cypriniformes, Xenocyprididae. Bases 443 to 1582 code for a protein of 379 amino acids.